Messenger RNA from Colletotrichum gloeosporioides, 411 nucleotides. RefSeq lists its product as uncharacterized. The transcript is spliced from 2 exons. The record is from RefSeq and is a predicted model, not a curated record. NCBI's taxonomy places the organism in Eukaryota, Fungi, Ascomycota, Sordariomycetes, Glomerellales, Glomerellaceae. The annotation marks the transcript as partial.
AUGGACUCAGACAGAUUGAACCCUGCUGAAUGGUUCAAAGCUCAGGAGACUGAUGCUGACGCCCGAGCGAAGGAUUAUGUCCGGGAAAGCGACGACGCUUCCUCAACAGAUAUUUGCACAUGGUUUAUCGACGGCGCUGUUACAGAAGGUUGGCCUCGUAUCAACGAUGCACGUCUCGCCACGGUCAAGUCAGACCAAUAUAGAGCCAAGUCUACCAAAUCACUGCCGGUGGAUGGUCUGAAAACAAUAGGAUCUACUUUUCUCCACGAGUUGACUCACACAUCGCAGGGUGGAAGGCUGGAUGAUGUUUCUGUCUCUGGGCGAUUGGCGGAAUCAAUCCCUAGUUGCUACGAGUGGGAAUGCGUUUUGAAGCUGGGUGCGGAACCAUCCAUUCGAGCUGAAUUCAACGCA